This is a messenger RNA of Suncus etruscus (white-toothed pygmy shrew), 2144 nucleotides long. It is a transcript of the gene PGAP4, whose product is annotated as post-GPI attachment to proteins GalNAc transferase 4. Gene Ontology annotation, molecular function: glycosyltransferase activity. Bases 378 to 1589 code for a protein of 403 amino acids. The record is from RefSeq and is a predicted model, not a curated record. Gene Ontology annotation, biological process: GPI anchor biosynthetic process. NCBI's taxonomy places the organism in Eukaryota, Metazoa, Chordata, Mammalia, Eulipotyphla, Soricidae. The transcript has 2 exons. Gene Ontology annotation, cellular component: Golgi membrane.
CCAGGCUGCCUUUCCCUCUCUGCCCAACAGCUGGCGCUUUUUUGCUAUCAUUUUGCUAUCGUUUUUCUCUCCACCUCUCUGACUUGGGGGGGCGGUGGUGGCCGUGGUCGCUGCGCGGCUCGCAGGUCACAUGGCCCGCCGGAGCGAGGCCACCCUGCGAGAGGAGGUGAGGCUCCGGCGAGCACCCGGGCCGCGGGCGUCUGCGAUGGCUCCUCCGGGGCAUUAAGCCGAGCCGGCCUCGGCGACAACGGAGACGGCCCCCUAGCGUGCCAUGCAGGGGGAUUUGACUGCCGCCACUCGGUUUGCCGCAUGCUGAUUCUGUCCUGCAUUCCAGAAUGGGUUUUUCUUGGGAUCAGACCUGACUAUAAACUGACCUCAUGAGCACCCCCUCUUCUCCAGCUGCCAUGCUGCUCCGGAGGCUUAGGCGGCUCUCCUGGGGCAGCACUGCUGUCCAGCUCUUCAUCUUGACGGUGGUGACAUUCGGCUUGUUGGCCCCCCUUGCCUGUCACCGACUUCUCCACUCCUAUUUCUAUCUACGCCACUGGCACCUGAACCAAAUGAGCCAAGAAUUCCUGCAGCAAAGCUUGAAAGAGGGUGAAGCAGCCCUCCAUUACUUCGAGGAGCUGCCCUCCGCCAAUGGCUCAGUGCCCAUUGUCUGGCAGGCCACCCCUCGCCCCUGGCUGGUCAUCACCAUCAUCACUGUGGACAGGCAGCCAGGCUUCCACUAUGUCCUGCAGGUGGUGUCCCAGUUCCACCGGCUGCUUCAGCAGUGUGGCCCCCAGUGUGAGGGGCACCAGCUCUUCCUGUGCAAUGUGGAACGGAGCGUGAGUCAUUUCGAUGCCAAGCUGCUGUCCAAGUAUGUCCCAGUUGCCAACCGCUAUGAGGGCACAGAGGACGAUUAUGGUGAUGACCCUUCAACUAACUCAUUCGAGAAAGAGAAGCAGGACUAUGUGUAUUGCCUGGAGUCAUCCUUGCAGACCUAUAACCCAGACUAUGUCCUGAUGGUGGAAGACGAUGCCGUUCCUGAGGAGCAGAUCUUCCCCGUCUUGGAGCACCUCCUGAGGGCUCGCUUCUCUGAGCCGCACCUCAAAGAUGCCCUUUACUUGAAGCUCUACCAUCCCGAGAGGCUCCAGCACUACAUCAACCCCGAGCCCAUGCGAAUCUUGGAGUGGCUGGGUGUGGGCAUGGUGCUGGGGCCUCUCCUAACCUGGAUCUACAUGCGCUUUGCCAGCCGUCCCGGCUUCAGCUGGCCAGUCCUGCUCUUCUUCUCCCUCUAUAGCAUGGGUCUGGUGGAGCUGGUGGGCCGCCACUACUUUCUGGAACUGCGGAGGUUGAGCCCUUCCUUGUACAGCGUGGUCCCCGCUUCCCACUGCUGCACCCCAGCCAUGCUUUUCCCUGCCCCCGCAGCCCGCCGGACCCUCACCUACCUGUCCCAGGUAUACUGCCACAAGGGCUUUGGCAAAGAUACGGCCCUGUUCUCCCUACUGAAGGCCAAGGGCGAGCGAGCCUAUGUGGUAGAGCCCAACCUCGUGAAACACAUUGGGCUCUUCUCCAGCCUCCGGUACAACUUCCAGCCCAGUCUGCUCUAGUGUGCCUCAUUGAAGUGGGCCACUUGUUAGACAUUCCACUCUGGAGUUCUUUAUUUGGACUCGGUUGCUUGCAGAUAUUUCAUUGUUUGGUGUUGUUAGGUUUUAAGUACUGAGACAACGAGGGGACAGAUCUAUCAAGAGCUGUGGCUUUAAAAGCUUUUACAAGAGCCACAGAUCAGGCCCUCUCUCCCUCUACACAGCCAUCCUGCCUCAUGCUGUGUGACCAACCCAGUGAAGGGCCAUUGAAACACUCGUUGUCUUCUCUACUUGUGUUCAGAUCUGCCUUGUGAUCAAGCUUGUGACUACAAAAAUAUUGUACACAGUGUUUACGACUAUUUUAGGACUAUAAAAGUAAAAUUUGAUGAAAGUUGUGAGCCCUUGGAAUUUAUUUUAUAUUUUUUUCUUGAGCAUGAGAAUGGAUAUAUGUUUAGAAUCUGUCCAAAGUGGCAAAAUCAUGUUGAUAGAUUCAUUUUGUUUCAAUUACCUCGUGUAAUAAAAGUUGGUUAAAAACACAUGAAACAUCGCUGCAGCACUUGGUGUCUGGGAGACAGGUAA